AUGGAACACAUGCAGAAAACAGCUGCCUUGGAUUAUCCACCUCAAUACCAACAACAACAUCAACAGCCGGAUAUGCAUCAUCAAUAUCAGCAGUAUUCUGGGUACGAUACCGUUCCUUAUUAUCCUCCUCCUCAAAGCUAUGAUCCUGCCUCACCUCCACCUCAGUGUGCUGGAAUGCCACCGAUGUCGUGUAUUUCACCACCUCAACAGAUGCCACCACAGCGGCAAGUUUGUGUGUACCUCUGCAACAGAGAACUUUGGGUAAAGUUUCAUCAACAUACAACAGAGAUGAUCAUCACUAAACAAGGAAGGCGGAUGUUUCCUACUCUACAAUAUAGUCUGACUGGAUUAGAUCCACACAAACAGUACAACGUAUUUGUGGAUAUGAUCUUAGCUGAUCCACACCACUGGAAAUUCCAAGGUGGAAAAUGGGUGCCAUGUGGACAAGCUGAACCAGUGCCUCAAACUGGGAAGGUGUACCUGCAUCCAGACUCGCCAAGCUCCGGCGCCCACUGGAUGAAGCAGGAUAUAGUGUUCAGUAAACUGAAAUUGACUAACAAUAAAAACAAUUCCGGUGGACAUGUUGUUCUGAACUCCAUGCACAAGUAUCAACCCCGUAUACACGUGAUCGAAGUUGGCGGAGGACAAGGAGACCAAAAGAAUCUUAUGACGCAUGCGUUUGAAGAAACACAAUUUAUUGGUGUCACUGCUUAUCAGAACACAGAUGUGACUCAGCUGAAAAUUGACAACAAUCCAUUUGCCAAAGGAUUCAGAGACAAUUUUGACAGAACUUGUGAUAUUGGAACGCCUCCUCCUUCUUAUCCAAUGCUUACCAUGGCACAACAACAACAACAGCAACAACAACAGCAAUAUACCCUCCGGGAACAUAUGUACACAGAUGCGCAUGGGCAGUUUGUUUCUAGAGUUCCAUCAUCAUUCCAAUCAGCCGACAGAGAUAUGUUGCAUCUAAACCGAGAACAAGCAGAGCAUCUCCGAAAUGCAGAAAUUCAAAAGUGGCAAAUGUCCCUCAGAGAAUCAGAUAAUCUUCAAAACUUCGAUAUUACAAAAAGGAACAAACGAAAAAUGGAAGAUAAUAUGGGAAAAGAAAGUGAUGAAUUUGAACAGAAAGACGCAUUUGGACCCGAGUAUGGCGCUGGACUUCCUGUUUCUUCCGGUGAUAACUCUUAUCCAUAUACAGCUUUUGUCAAACGUACAAAAUACGAAGAAGAGGGAUCAACAGACGUAAACGGGCACCUUACCAAAGAACAAACAGGAUUUGGUAGUGGGUACCAGUUUAACGGUGUCUAUGAAAACAAUACUGGCACAUAUGCUGAGCCUGACAAUAGAACACCCUCAUACGAAACGUACAAUGGUAUGCAUCAGCUUUACCAACAGUCACGUGAUGUUCGACCGUCUGCAGUUUAUUGAAUAUUGUGUAGUGGCGAUUAUGUUAAUUUAUUGAUUGGUUGUGCCUUCGUAAGCAUGAUCUAUUGUCAUAAAUAUUUGUCAUCCAUAUUCAUGCAUCUUAGUUUUUAUAGAAAUAAACUCAUCAUAGACCCAAACGGCAAAUAUCGCUACAUAAUACCUAUGCAAUUACGCUAUUUUUGAUAACAUGGAGAGAAGAUAUGUUUCUAUUAACUUGAAAUGUGUUAUCAUUUUAGCCAGUUGACCGGAAACAAAAAAAUCAAAACGUUUUCUGUUGAUAGUCAUGACAUCAGGGCCAAAACUGAUAAUCUUAUCGACCAACUGUCCCAGUUCAAUAUACGACCGGCCGAUGUUCGCAUAAUAAUAGAAAAAAAUAGAAAAAAAAUUGACACUUCGGUUAACGAGCGAAUUCACCGUAACGUUACAAUAGUAAAGCGACAUAGAUGUUAAACCUGCUGAUUCCAGCCAUAAGAAAGCUUAAAACGGACUAAUAUUGUCUGCUGUUGUCCAAUGAAAUCGUAAGAUUUUAUCAGUAGCGGGAUAAAAAUAUAAUAUAAAAAUAUUUAAUAAGGGGACGAAGUCCCCUAUUACAGUAGAAAAAUCAAUAAAAAGAAAAAAAAAAAAAAAAAAAA
Mytilus californianus (California mussel) is the source of this 2057-nucleotide messenger RNA. Its product is annotated as T-box brain protein 1-like. Gene Ontology annotation, biological process: regulation of transcription by RNA polymerase II; positive regulation of DNA-templated transcription; cell fate specification. Gene Ontology annotation, cellular component: nucleus. Gene Ontology annotation, molecular function: DNA-binding transcription factor activity, RNA polymerase II-specific; RNA polymerase II cis-regulatory region sequence-specific DNA binding. The record is from RefSeq and is a predicted model, not a curated record. Bases 1 to 1428 code for a protein of 475 amino acids. The transcript is spliced from 6 exons. Lineage: Eukaryota; Metazoa; Mollusca; Bivalvia; Mytilida; Mytilidae.